ACACAGCCAGGCAGCCAGCCACCGUGCCCAUACACGCAACUCUCUCCGUCUCGUUCUCUCCCAGGCGCUCCUCCUGUCGGUAGGCGGCGCCGCCGCCUCUGGUACCUCACGCCCGUGGCGGCGCGGCGGCCCGCCGGUUGCCGGCACGCGUUGCAGCAACGAACGCGACCAGGCCUGGUGACGACCGCGACCGGAACACCUCGACCACGCCCCACUUCCACGACCACGCCCCUCCUUGGUGUAGAAGGCAUUCCGUUUCCUUGGGUUCUGUGGUUUGCUCGUUAAGAAUGGAAAAUGGAUUUCCUGGUGAAGUUCUCAAGGCCGUUUUCCCUCUACUGGAUGGUAAAGACUUAGUCUUUUGCAUGCUUGUAUGCCGCCAAUGGCAUGAAAUUGCAAAGGAUGACUACUUCUGGAAAUGCAUCUGCUCACGGAAAUGGCCUUCCAUCUGCAAGCAGCCUCCCUCUGGCACAAACUUCCAAAACCUUUAUUUAACGUUCUCCAAUCCACGGAAGACAAAGCACCUUCCUGUACCAAAGCUCAAUUUCGAGGAUCUGGUAUUUUACAUUGACAUGUGGCAUGAGGGAUCACUGAUCUUCUCUCAAGCAGUUUCAGGUUGCAUUCUUCGAGCUGGUCUACAGAACACACCUCGGGGGAUUCCAGAUAUACUUGUAGAACAUCUGAAAGCCGCAGACUGCAUCCUGAUGAUGGAAGUCAAACCCAAGCUGACAGUACCUACGGGGCCAGCCAUCACCGUGUCUGUUCUUGCCCACCGCAAGGAUACGGACAAGAUGACUUGUAUUAUUAAUACGUCGGCUUUUGAUUACAUUGACAGCAAUGCAGCACGUGCAUUGGCAUACGAAUAUCUCAGGUUUUCACCCAGGUACCCGUUCAUAUCAGACAUCCGAGCAUGGAUGUCCUUGCUUUUCCUGUAUAAAGGAACAAGCUCCAUAGAGGUAUUUGGUAUUGAAUUAGAUUUUUGUGAUGCGGCAAGAUCGGAGAGUGAGAUCCUGUGGCUCCUAGACAUGCUUGAUUGGAAAUAGAAGCUACAUCUUUCGUUGUGAUUUGAGACUUUGAGGUUUGUAAUGUAAAGAAUGUUCACGAUAUUUCCUGUUGUACAGCAUACAUGCAACCGAACUAUAUAUUGCGCUUUUAAAAUGUUGGAAUAAAAUGGGGGAGGUGCUUCACUUUA
This is a messenger RNA of Brachypodium distachyon (stiff brome), 1189 nucleotides long. RefSeq names its product F-box protein At5g39250. Lineage: Eukaryota; Viridiplantae; Streptophyta; Magnoliopsida; Poales; Poaceae. The transcript has 2 exons. The coding region runs from base 288 to 1040 and encodes 250 amino acids. Gene Ontology annotation, molecular function: protein binding. The record is from RefSeq and is a predicted model, not a curated record.